AGGCGCACACUUCACCCGCUGUGGACCGACGUGCCCACACAGACACGCGCCGUUAGGUGCGCACCUGGAUAAUCAAGUGUUUUUUACGCGCGGGUUUGGGAGCAUUUUGGACACACCUGCGGCAGUCACCUGUUCGGCUGCAGAGCGGCUCUCCGGGAGCAGGAGGCGGCGGGUGGAAGGAUGUGGCACGUUUUCAGAUGAAAGAGAAGAUGUUCAGAAGAAGACUUUCACAAAAUGGGUGAACUCACAGUUGGCUAAGACAGGAAAACCACCCGUGGACGAUCUGUUCUCAGACCUGUGUGAUGGACGACGUCUGCUGGAGCUGCUGGAGGGGCUGAUAGGACAUGAACUGGUGAGGUUGGAGAGAGGAGUUACCCGUGUCCACUCCCUCAACAAUGUUAACCGUGCUCUGCAGAUCUUGCAGAAGAACAAUGUUGAGUUGGUGAAUAUUGGAGCAGCAGAUAUUGUUGAUGGCAAUCAUAAGCUCAUUCUCGGCCUCAUCUGGAGCAUCAUUCUCCACUGGCAGGUAAAGGAUGUGAUGAAGGAUGUGAUGGCAGGCCUACAGCAGACAAACAGUGAGAAGAUUCUGCUGAGUUGGGUUCGUCAGAACACGCGCCAUUAUCCUCAGGUCAAUGUGGUUAACUUCUCCAGCAGCUGGAAUGAUGGAUUGGCCUUCAAUGCCCUCAUCCACAGCCACAGACCGGAGCUUUUCGAUUGGAGCUCAGUGGAGAAGAAGACGUCGGCGAUCGACAGACUGGAACACGCCUUUAAUAAGGCGGAACAACACCUGGGGAUAGAAAGACUACUGGACCCUGAGGAUGUUGCGGUGCCUCACCCCGACAAGAAGAGUGUCAUCAUGUAUGUGACGUCACUCUUCAAGGUGCUUCCUCAAAGUGUUUCUAUAGAAGCCAUCAAGGAAGUGGAGACGUUGCCACGGGCAACGUCAGCCAGCAUCACAAGGGUGACGACAGAGGAGCACUACCAGAUCCAAACCCAGCAGCGCUUUUCCCAGCAGAUCACAGUGAAUGUGGCUCAGGGGCGAGUGCGGAGUCCUUCCCCUCAGCCUCGCUAUAAAAGCUAUGCCUACACCCAGGCUGCAUAUGUCAAGUCGCCCGAGCAAAAGAGGAGGCGUUUUACUGAUCAGUUCCUGACUCCCAGCCAGGAGGAGCUACAGCGAGGCCUGAGUCCUCUCCUACCCGGUUCCACCAGCCUGGAGAGCUACCAGGCAGCACUGGAGGAGGUUUUGACAUGGCUGCUGUCAGCUGAAGACGGACUCCAGGCUCAGCCUUCCAUCUCCAACCACGUGGAAGAAGUUAAGGAACAGUUUCACACACAUGAGGGUUACAUGGUGGAGCUCACUUCCCACCAGGGCAGUGUGGGCCGUGUCCUGCGGGCUGGCGCCGCCCUGCUGUCAGAGGGAAACCUGAGUGAGGAGGAGGACACGGAGGUUAGGGAACAGAUGAAUCUCCUGAACUCCCGGUGGGAGCACCUGAGAGUGGCCAGCAUGGAGAGACAGAGCAGACUUCACGAGGUCCUGAUGGAGCUUCAGCACCAGCAGUUGCAGCAGCUCACAGACUGGUUGGAUGUGACAGAGGCAAGAAUUAAGAGGAUGGGGUCUCAUCCACUGGGUCCUGACCUGGAGGACGUCAAGCACCAAGUGGAGGAGCACAAGCUGCUGCAGGAGGAUCUGGAGCUGGAGCAAGUGAAGGUGAAUUCGCUGACCCACAUGGUGGUGGUGGUGGAUGAGAGCAGCGGAGACAGUGCCACAGCUGCCUUGGAGAGCAAGCUUCAGGUGCUCGGUGACCGCUGGGCAGCUAUUUGUCGAUGGACUGAAGAACGCUGGAUUCUGCUUCAGGAGAUUUUAUUGAAAUGGCAGCACUUCACUAAUGAACAGUGUUUAUUUGACUCCUGGUUGACCCAGAAGGAGGACCUGGUUCGCUCUAUCAAGACAUCCAUUCUAAAGGAUCAGGUGGAGAUGUUGGCCUCCCUUCGCCAUCUUGCUACGGUUAAGGCAGAAAUGGAGAUGAAGUGUCCCACCAUGGACAAACUGUGCUCCAUGAGUAAUGACCUGCUGUCUACUGUCAAGAACAAAGAGGUGUCAAGCAAACUGGAGGCUAGGCUGGAGAAUUUCGCCCAGCGCUGGGACCGACUGAUCCAGAGUUUAGAAAUGAGCAGCUCACAGCUCUCAUCGGCCAUCACUGCAGCCCAGCAGUCUGAGCUGACCCAUCCUGUCAUGACGAGCGUUACCAAGGAGACAACAAGGGAGAAAGUGACAGCUAUGCACCAGACCCGAGAGUCGCCACCUCCACAAAAGAAGAGACAAGUUGUUGUGGAUUCUGAACUCAGGAAAAGGUUUGAUGUGGACUUCACAGAGGUCCACAGCUACAUGACGCGAGGCGAGGCAAUUCUUCAGAGCCCCGAUUUCUCUGUGACACGCAAAGACGGCAGCAUUCAGGAGCUGCAUGACAAAGUGCUGGCUAUAGACAGAGAGAAGCCAGAGAAGUACCGAAAGCUUCAGGAGGCAACUCGUACGGCGCAGACCCUCAUCGAGCAGGAGGGGACUCGUGCUGAUGACAUUGGUCAGGCAGCGGAGCAGCUGAACCAACGCUGGGUGGGAUUCUGUGUACUGCUGGCAGACAGGCUGGCAUUGCUAGCUUACCAGACAAAGGUGUUGGCCUUCUACAGCCUGUAUGAACAGUGUGAGCAGGCUGUGGACAACAGUGAAAACUGGCUCAAACUCCAACAGCCACCCGCCUCUGAACCAGAACCACUCAAAGUACAACUGGACCGAUGUCGUGAAGAAGUGUCCCGUCUGGCUGCGCUGCAGCCCCAAGUGGACCUCCUGGAGAAACGCUUGAAGGAGCUGAAGCAAGAGAAGCUAAGGGAGGAUGACCCUUCUGCAUUCCUGGACACUGACAUAAAUGCCUUUAAAGAGCACUACCAAAAGGUCCUGGAAGAUCUGAGGGCAAGAGAACGGCAGCUACAGUUAGUUUUGGAGAGCUUACCCCCUGCUCGUUAUAAGGAAACCAUAUUGACAUUGAUGGCAUGGAUACAACAGUGUGAGGCCAAACUGGCCAUCCCAUCCACGGCUGUAACAGAGUAUCCCAUUAUGGAGCAGAGACUAAAGGAAAUUCAGGCCCUCCGGUCUUCUCUGGCUGAUCACCAGGGAGAGGUGGACUACUUGACCUCAGCUGUGGAGCAGGUCUUUCAGAAGGCUCCACCAGACAUCAGUCAAAAGUAUCGUACAGAGAUGGAUGUUGUCAUGUCACGUUGGAGACGACUUGGGGUGACACUGACGGACAACAUCCAGAAAAUCCAGGAGCUGAUGGGAAAACUGCUACAGUUUGAGAAUGAUGUCAAGACAUUAAAGAAAUGGAUGGCAGAUGUAGAUGUUUUCCUAAAUGAGGAGUGGCCGGCGCUGGGGGAUUCAGAAGCACUGGAGAAGCAGUUGGAGCAGUGCACGGCCCUGGUAAAUGAUAUCCAUACCAUUCAACCCAGUGUGAACGGCAUCAACGAAGUGGGGUUGUACCUUAAGAAAGAGGCAGAGCCACCAUUUGCCAUCUACAUCCAAAAAGAACUAGAUGAACUCAAUGCCCAGUGGGAGAACAUCUGCAAGCAGGCCUACACAAAGAAGUCAGCGCUGAAAGGCGGCCUGGAUAAGACCAUGGCUCUGAGGAAGGAGAUGCAGGAAAUGCAGGAGUGGAUCAACCAGGCUGAGGAGGACUAUCUGGAAAGAGACUUCACCUACAAGACACCCGAGGAGCUACGCAAGGCUGUGGAGGAGCUCAAGAGAGCCCAGGAAGAAGUCCACUUGAAGGAGCUAAAGGUUAAACUCCUCACUGACAGUGUGAACAGUUUCAUUGCCAAGGCACCACCGAUGGCCCAUGAUGCCUUGCGCUCUGAGCUGGAUGUGCUGACUGCCAACUAUCAGCGCCUCUGUAGUCGCUUGGAUGGGAAAUGCAAAACCCUGGAGGAGGUGUGGGCGUGUUGGUGUGAGUUGCUAUCCUACCUGGAGCAGGAAAAUCUCUUCCUGGACCAACUGGAGCAGAAAUUAGAUGAAAUAGAAAACCUCCAAGGAGGAGCUGAGGACCUGCAGGAGGCACUGGAUAGCCUAGAGGUUCUUCUAUGCCACCCAGAGGACAACAGGACCCAGAUUCGAGAGUUGGCCCAGACCCUGAUGGAUGGGGGCGUUCUGGAUGAACUGAUACAGCAAAAACUGGAUGCAUUCAACAUGAGAUGGGACGAACUUAUGGCAAGGGGGUUGCGUAGGCAGAAGGAGCUGGAGAAGGGUGUACAGUGGGCUCAGGAAAAUGACAAGACUUUGAGGCAAAUGCAGGAGGCCCUGGCCAACACAGAUCGACACCUCACUUCCUACCUGGCAGAUCACAUUGAUGCUCAACAGAUACCACAGGAGGCACAGAAAAUCCAGGCAGAGCUUAGUGACCAUGAUGUGACCCUGGAGGAGAUGAGGAAGAAGAACCAGGAGAAAGAACCUACUCAGAGGAUCAUGGGCCAAAUAGACCUCACCCAGAAAAAGCUAACAGACGUGUGGACAAAGUUCAGGCUUUUCCAGAAACCAGCCAACUUUGAUGCACGGCUGGCUGAGUGCGAGCGUGUGCUGGCUGGAGUCAAAAGUCAGGUGGGGGUGGUGGACAUCCGUAGCGUGGAGCAGGACGUGGUGCAGUCACAACUGGAGCAGUGCAUGAAAUUGUACAAGAUGCUGAGUGAAGUUAAAGGGGAGGUGGAAACUGUAAUAAAAACGGGCAGACAGAUUGUGCAGAGGCAGCAGACGGAGAAUCCAAAAGAGCUGGAUGAACGAGUUACCGCCCUUAAACUGCUCUACAACCAGCUGGGAUCACAGGUAACGGAGAGUAAGCUUGAGCUGGAGAAGAGUCUGAAGCUGUCCCGGAAGCUUCGUAAGGAGCUGAACGGGCUGACGGAGUGGCUCGCCACCACUGACGCUGAGCUGACCAGGCGAUCUGCUGUGGAUGGCAUGCCCAGUGACCUGGAAGCUGAGGUUGCAUGGGCACAGUCCAUCCACGGGGAGACGGAGAAGCGUGAACCCCAGCUGCAGGCUGUGGUGGAUCUUGCCGAGGCCCUGAAGGCCGUACUGCGGGGCCACGGGGGCCUGGUGGACGACAAAGUCAGUCUGCUUCGCUGCAACUGGAUCGCUGUCACAUCGAGAGCAGAAGAAUGGCUCAAUCUGCUGCUGGACUACCAGCGACAGAUGCAGAAAUUGGAUAGAGAGAUUGAGGAAGUGAAUGGAUGGAUCGAUGAAGGAGAGAAAAAAAUGGAUGAGAUUGACCAUCAGGGGCCUAAUAAUGCUGUGCUAAAGGUGUUGCGUGGUGAGCUGGAGCUAACAAGGGGUAAGAUGGGUGACUUGAGGGCACUGGCCCAGGAACUCAUGUCCACCAGGGGGGAGAAUUGCCAGGCCCAAGUGGGACCCAAAGUGGAACAGCUCAACCAACGAUUUGAUGUCAUCACACAACGCAUCACUUCUGGACCGACGGCAGCAUCAGCCAAAGAGCUGGAGCAGUACCACAGCCAAGCCCAGAUCUGGUUGGAUCUCCUGGAGGAGGAAGUCAAGCAAGGAGAAAAGCUGAAGGAGGAGGACUUCCAAGAGAACAAGGAUUGUGAGGAGAGUCCCGUGAAGGAGUUACUACUGAAAGGAGAGAAUUUGCAGAAGAGAGUCCCGGAUCAAGACAAAAGGGAGCAAAUCAAACUGAAACACAACCAGCUCAACAGCAAAUACAACAUGGUCAAGGACCUGCGUGUUCUCAGGAACAGGAAGGGCUUGGCCAUCGCCCCCCAGUGGUACCAGUACAGGCGGAAGUCACAUGACCUGCUGGCCUGGCUCGAUGACAUCCAACGCAGUGUCGACCAACUACCUGACCCCCCAGAGGGAGAGAGGGUCAAGGAAAUUGGCUCAGAAUUCGACAAGAAGAAGGAGGAACUUAAGGAGAUGCAGGGCUUAGCCAAUCAGCUCUCAGAAGCUGGAGCCGCCAAUCUAGUGGAGCCCCGCCAACUCCAGCUCAACACGCGCUGGGUUGAGGUGGAGGGCAAGUUCAUACCCUUCAAAAGACAAUGUGAAUACCUCACAGAGCUGCAGGCGCUGCUGCGCUCAGUGUCAGAGACGGACUUCAAGCUGAACUCUCCUGAAUACUGGCCUGCUGCUUAUUAUAACCUGCCUCAGCAAGAGCGCUGCCUUAAGAAAGUGAUGGGGAGCAUCAACAAGCUGCGAGACCCAGUGGAGGGAGCGUUAGCCAGGAGAGGAGAGAUAGUGGCUGGGGCCCGGCACCUGGAGAGUCACAGAAUCCAAGAAAAUGCCUCACUGCUCAGUACCAACUGGGACAAACUGAACAAACUCUACCAGGACAGAAUGAAGCGCUGGCAAGGUUGCAACUCUAAGUGGCAGAAGUUUGUUUCGGAUCAGAAGGUGCUGGAGGAUUGGCUGGAUGCUGCCGAGCACACACUGAAACUGGCAGAGACCAACCCAGCAGCACAACGACAACACCUCAGGAACUUGACCGAGGCCAUACCUUUCCAGGAAGUGGUUUUGGGCAGAGUGAACGCUACAGGAGAGGACAUCAGCCAUUUGAGCACACCAGAAGAUGCCUCGAAGCUCCGGACGCAGCUCAAAUUACUCAGCACUCGCUGGGCUAACACCUGCCAGCAACUUAAUGAGCACAAGAGGAGAUCUGCAGAAGCAUGGACAGCGGCUGCACAAUUGCAAGAUGACAUAGGUUCAAUGCGAUGCUGGUUGGACAAGGCGGAGGGCGUUCUGGCCAUUCCUCUGCAGCCUGCAGAACCACAGCACAUUAAAGACACUCUGGGCAAAGUCCAGGUAUGUGUGGAUGAGCUUCCUGGUAAGAAGGUUGCUGUUGAAGAUCUGAAUUCAAGACACAAACACGCAGGGCUUCCUGCUGAUAAACAGAAAGACAUCAGAAUCAUCAAUGCCCGCUGGGCACAGGUGUCCAAGGCUUUGCCUGAGCGUCACUUGGAGAUUGAAGGUUUUUUGAAAGAACUGGAGAAACUUCAAGGUCAGUUGGUUGAUCUGGCAGCUUGGGCUUCCACCACUAGAUCCAGGCUUGAGCAUAGCCCCGAGGAGGUCCCACCCAGGCUCACCGAGGAAGUACAAGUGAAAAAACCAGAAGUGGAAUAUCUUUUGGAACGAUGUGAUCAGCGUUACAAGGAUGUUCCUCCCAGCCAGCCGGACAAGGUGAAGUAUGCCAAGUUAAAAGAAAACUGGACUGUGAUCCUGCAACUGCUGCAGCAGCACAAAGAGAGGACGGCUGCUCCGUUAGUCGCCAAGAAAGCUCACGAAGGUCUGACAGGAAGCUCCCAGCCUGAAUCUGCAGCCCUGGCCCAGUUCAACAAGUCCUGGGCUGAGCUCACUGAUUGGCUGACCAUGCUGGAUAACAUGGUGCAGAACAAGCGCGUGGUGGUGGCUGACCUGGAUGACAUCAGUGACAAUAUUGGUAAACUGAAGUUAUCGCUGCAAGAGCUGGACCAGCGGCGACCCCUCUUGGAGAGACAGGUCACAGCAGCCCAGAACCUGAAGAACAAAACCAGCAACCAGGAGACCCGCAACGCAAUCACAGAACGCAUGGAUCGGCUUCAGUUGCACUGGGAGGACUCUCAGACCAGACUCUCUGACAGGACAAAGCAGCUUCACAACAUGCUACAAGACUCCACCAACUGGCUGGACUGCAAGAAGCGAGUGGAUCAUCUCAUCAAACGGGCCAGUGAGCGGCUGGAGUCCUGGCAUGAGGUUACAUACACAGUGGAUGCGCUGAAGAAACAAAACGCGGAACUAAAGCACUUUGCGAAGGAGCUGCGGCAGUGGCAGGGUCAGGUGGACGAAACCAACACACUGGCUGACAAGCUGCUGACGCUGUACGCCAGUGAUGACACGCACAAGGUCAUACAGGUCAACGAUAAUAUGGUGGCCACCUGGACGCACAUCAGCAAGCGAGUUUCGGAUAGAGAGGCAGCACUGGAAAUGGCUCUAAAACAGCUGCAGCAGUUUCACUUCGAUCUGGACAAAUUCCUCAACUGGCUGACAGAGGCUGAGACAACCUGUAAUGUUUUAAUAGAUGCAACCAACAACGAAAGAGUGCAGGAGCAGCCAGACACAGCCAAAAACCUGUUGGCACAGUGGAAGGACCUGCAGUCAGAGAUUGACAGCCACACAGAGCUGUACCACUCUCUGGAUGAGAAUGGCCAGAGGAUACUGACCACGCUGGGCGAUGCUGAGGACGCCCACUUGCUCCGCAGGCGUCUGGAUGACAUGAGUCAGCGCUGGAACGACCUGAACAGCAAAACCAUCAGCAUGAGGGCCCACUUGGACUCGGAGAUGGCCCCUUGGAAAAGGCUUCACAUGUCUCUCCAGGAGCUUCUCAACUGGCUGAGACUUAAAAGUCAGCAGCUGGAGCAGGAGCCGCCUGUAGGGGGUGACGUCCCAGCUGUGCAGAUGCAGCUGGACACACACCAGGGCUUCAGGAGGGAUUUGAGAGCUAAAGAACCAGUUGUGAUGAAGGCACUGGACGAUGUCAGAGUGUUUCUGUCCGAACUGCCCAGAGAGACUCCAUCACCUGACCACAGAGAUAUCAGUCCGGAGGAGCGAGCCCAGAAUGUCGCCCGAGUCCUGCGUAAGGAAGCAGACAACGUGAUUGGCAGGUGGGAUCGGCUCAAUGCUGACUCAACUGACUGGCAGAGGAGGCUGGCGCUGGCGCUAGAUCGACUGAUGGAACUCCAAGAGGUGGAGGACCUGCUGGAUGGACAACUGAGGCAGGCGGAGAUGGUUAAGGAGGCGUGGGAACCCGUGGGAGACCCACUAGUCAGCUCACUCCCUGAGCACAUUGACAGAGUCAAGGAGUUCCAGGAAGAGAUUGCUCCAAUUAAACAAGACGUAAGUCACAUGAACCAGUUGGCAGCAACUUUCGGUCCACCCGACAUCCAGCUUUCACCGAGCAACCUGGAACACAUUGAUGAUCUCAACACACGCUGGAGACUUCUGCAGAUCUCCAUCAGGGACCAUCUGAAGCAGCUGACGGACGCUCACAGGGACUUUGGGCUUCUUCACGCAUCUGUAGAGAGCCCCUUCGAGCAGGGUAUCUCCCCAAACAACGUGCCCUACUACAUAAAAGAGGAAGCUGGACCUGACCAGAUGACCGAGGCCCUCCACCAGACCCAGACAACAUGCUGGGACCAUCCCAAGAUGGCUGAGCUCUACCAGUCUCUGGCUGAUCUGAACAAUGUUCGGUUCUCAGCCUACCGUACAGCCAUGAAGCUCAGACGUCUUCAGAAGGCUCUCUGUUUGGACCUGCUGAGCAUGCCGAUGGCGUGCGAAAUGUUCGACCAGCACGGUCUGAAGCAAAACGAGCAGCUGCUGGACAUUUCACAGCUGGUCAGCUGUCUGAACAGCCUGUACCAGCGGUUGGAACAGACUCACUCCCACAUGGUCAACGUCCCACUCUGCGUCGACAUGUGCCUCAACUGGCUGCUCAAUGUCUACGACACUGGUCGCACUGGAAAGAUCCGCACUCUCUCUUUCAAAACUGGAAUCAUCUCACUCUGCAAGGCUCACCUAGAGGACAAAUACAGAUUCUUGUUCAGGCAGGUUGCCAGCGCGACAGGUUUCUGUGACCAGCGUCGUCUGGGUCUCCUCCUACAUGACUCCAUCCAAAUCCCCCGCCAGCUCGGGGAGGUCGCCUCCUUCGGCGGCUCCAACAUCGAGCCUUCUGUCCGCAGCUGCUUCCAGUUUGCCAACAAUAAACCUGAGCUGGAGGCAGCUAUGUUCCUGGACUGGAUGCGACUGGAGCCCCAGUCCAUGGUGUGGUUACCGGUCCUACACCGUGUGGCAGCUGCUGAGACUGCCAAGCACCAGGCCAAGUGCAACAUCUGUAAAGAGUGUCCCAUCAUUGGAUUCAGAUAUCGGAGUCUGAAACAUUUCAACUAUGAUAUUUGCCAAAGCUGCUUCUUCUCCGGUCGUGUCGCCAAGGGCCAUAAGAUGCAGUACCCCAUGGUCGAGUACUGCACUCCGACCACAUCAGGGGAGGAUGUAAGAGACUUUGCCAAGGUGUUGAAGAAUAAGUUCAGGACCAAGCGCUACUUUGCCAAACACCCACGUAUGGGCUACCUGCCUGUCCAGACCAUCCUGGAGGGAGACAACAUGGAAACUCCUGUCACUCUGAUCAACUUCUGGCCCGUAGACCAUGCGCCCGGAUCGUCUCCUCAGCUUUCGCACGACGACACGCACACUCGGAUUGAACAUUACGCCAACCGGUUAGCAGAAAUGGAGACUCGUAAUGGCUCUUAUCUGAAUGACAGUAUCUCACCCAAUGAGAGCAUCGAUGAUGAGCACAUGUUGAUCCAGCACUACUGCCAGUCUCUGAACCAAGGCUCUCCCCUCAGUCAGCCCCGCAGCCCCGCCCAGAUCCUCAUCUCCAUGGAAACGGACGAGAAGGGAGAGCUAGAGAGGGUCCUCAAUGACCUGGAGCAGGAGAACAGGAAGCUGCAAGCUGAGUAUGACCGUCUGAAGAAGGCCCACGACCAUAAGGGUCUGUCCCCACUGCCGUCACCCCCGGAGAUGCCUCCAGUGUCGCCGCAGAGCACACGCGAUGCCGAGCUCAUCGCCGAGGCCAAACUGCUGCGGCAACACAAAGGACGCCUGGAAGCCCGAAUGCAGAUCCUGGAGGAUCACAACAAACAGCUGGAGUCUCAGCUGCACCGGCUGAGGCAGCUACUGGAGCAGACGGAUUCUAAGGUGAACGGCACAGCUCUGUCCUCUCCCUCCACCUCCUCUCAGCACUCUGACUCCUCCCUGCCUCUGCUCCGCGUGGCUGCCAGCCAGACAACUGAUACAAUGGGUGAUGACGAGUUGUCCAACCCUUCCCAAGAUGCAUCUGGGCUGGAAGAAGUGAUGGAACAGCUCAACAACUCUUUCCCCCAUAGUCAUGGUCCCAGUAUUGGCAGCUUGUUCCACAUGGCCGACGAUCUGGGCCGAGCCAUGGAGUCACUGGUUAGCGUGAUGACAGACGAGCGGAGCGCCGAACAGCACGAGGCCCUGCUCUUCUGACCCCCCCCCCCCCCCCCAAAUACCCUAAGUCCCACCUCUUAUCCUAUCUUCCCUCCCUAUCGCAUGCUUUUGUAGUCAAAACAACUGGAUUGGAAACACAGUUUACAAAGAGAAUAUAUAACGUCUAUUUUUGUGAAGGAUUGCCAUUACAGCAGGGACGUAUAAAACAAAACAUAAAUAUAAAUAUAUAUAACUUGUAGAUUUCAGUAGUUUCUUAAAACGUCCUGAAGUUGUUUUAUUAUUAACAGAGGCUGGUUUUUAAACGUCUAUGCAAUUGUAUAAAAUAAGAAUGGAGUGAGACACAGAUGAGUGUGUUCAACAUGAUUUGCCAUCUCUUUGUAAUCGGGAAGCGGCUGAAGCGUUUGUAUCAGAAAAAGAAUGAUUGUAACCAUAAGGGUGCUUUCCAAGAGGAAAAUGUCUUUCUAUAACAGCGUACACUACUGUCAAGGAAAUGCAGGCAUCCUGGAUCUUUACAGUAUGUUGUGUGCGUGUGCGUGUCUGUGUGCGCGAGUGCGCGUGGUGCCUAAUUUCAACAUAACAGUUUGUUUUGCUACGGCCAACAAACCACACAUUACAUUUAAAUGAUCUACUCAUCCAUCCAUUCAUCCAUCCACUGAUGCUUUCUUCCAUCCACGAUUGAUUCCUGCUUUUUGUUUUCCCCUUUGUUAAAUUCUCCAUGGCAACAGUGUUUAACAGCGUGUUUGUUUGAAACACAGUGCGCACAAAUGCAAAAAGCAGACUGUGUGAAAGGGCUGAUUGAGAACUGGCACAAGUCAGCGAGGGUAUUUCAGCAAUGGGGGUGGAAAAUUAUUAGGCAGAAUGUGACAUCAUUUGGAUGACAGUUUACCAGAAAAAAAUAAUGAUAAUAAUGAGAACCAGAGUCUCCGUUGGCACAAGCUCCAGUCAGAGUAUUUUGAUAUUUUGUCAAAUCUGAUACAUACAUAUGUAAAACAGUCAGGAGAAGAAGGUAUAAAACCCCCUGUCCACAAGCUUCUGGUUAGGUUGCAGUUGGGUGCCCAAUAGACAAAAAUGGAAAUGGCAAACUCACUGGAAAAUCGCCAACCCCGCUGAAACACAUUUGCCAGCAUACAUGGUCAUCCUGGAGUGCUAUCCUGGACACUAUCUGGACUAUUAGGAUUUGCAGGACAAUUGGGAACAAAAUUUUGGACUGUUAAACAUUUCGAUGCUGAUAAAAGUCAUCGGGAACCCAACCUGGUCAUCGGCAAGAUCAUGGCAACUUAACCGGGCCAUAUGCAGUGUCCCGGGAACCCUGAUGCAAGCUGACAGCAUUGGACUUGUACCAAACAGUGAUGCAGAUCUGUCCCUGAUCUGUUAUCCUAAAGCUCAGAGCAGCAAACAGGCAGCAAAAUUUUCCAUCCAAUGAAUAUGUGUGACCAAUGGCAGGCUCGCCACCCCUUUUGUGUGGCUUCAGAUGCCAUUUGCUUCCUGAUUUAUAUCUGGAAUCUAACUGGAAACUAACGAGAACAUGUGGACCUGAGGCAUAGUCUCCUUACAGCCAUGAUGUCAGGAGGUGGUUUCUAAACCCAUCAACCAUCUGACCAUCUUCUGUGAUUGUUAGCUUUGUGGCUGAAAAUGGCAGAAGGAGGCGAUGCGAUAAGGACAGUUCACCUGUUAAGUAUUUUUAAGGCUAACAGAACAUUUUUGGACUCAAGCUGCCAUGAUUCAUGAUUUAACUCAUUAACUUAGUCAUCUUCCGUUCUGCAUCAGGCCUCAAAUUUAUUGGAGGUUAGUGUGAUGCAAAACACAAAUUAAAAAAAUAUAGCAUUGAUAGUGUGCCCCCACCACCACCACCCCUCCCGCCCUGCCCUAACCCAACCUGUUACAUUCUCCUGUUUGUUUGUUUGUUUGUUUUUGUUUUAGUACUGUAAGACAAUUCUGAGGAAUGUGGUUUUGAUUUUAACUUGAGCACUGUAGUGUUUAUAAGACGCUAAUUUGAGAUUAUUUAGAGUUUUUGAUUUUGAUCUGCUUCCAGACAAUUAUUAGAGUUCUAACACAAGCUCUACCUCUCCACUAAGUCCAUGUCGUAGGCGUUAUCUCCGCCGCAUCCUGCAUCCUGCAGCUCUCUUACAGAUCGAUUACUGCUCAAUUAUACUGUACGAGUCUCAUGUCCGAAUGCUUGGACCCGUGUCACAUUUGAUUUUAAUCAUUUUAAACUAAGUCGCUGCAGUCAAGCCCUGGAAGUAUUUGUUUCCUGCGUGUGGAAGCCACAUUCAUACUAGCAUGGUGUUACAUUUCAUGUGUGGAUUAUUUUUUGUUUCUUGUUUUGGUUCUGAUCUGUUUUGAGGUGUUUGUGACAUUAGCACGUGUGACUAAAUGAAAUCCCUCGUACUUUAACGUGUAUUCGUUAUACACCCCACACUCCCACUCCCAUCAUCAUAUUCAUGAAACAGGAUUCAAGAGUUUCAAUCCACACACCAAAUUUUUUUCUCACUUUUAUGUUUCAUUCUCACAUCUUUUUUUCCCCAAAUAAUCCAUCAAAAAUCCACAACAUUUCAGAAUCCACCAAAUAUAUGCCUUACUACUGUAUUAUAAAAUGCUUUACUGUAUAUCAAUAAAGCACGCUAUUAUGUUGACUUGC
Molecule: messenger RNA, 13679 nt
Organism: Thalassophryne amazonica
Lineage: Eukaryota; Metazoa; Chordata; Actinopteri; Batrachoidiformes; Batrachoididae
Gene: dmd
Product: dystrophin
Exons: 84
Coding region: 539-11080 (3513 amino acids)
Biological process (GO): synaptic signaling
Cellular component (GO): plasma membrane
Molecular function (GO): protein binding; zinc ion binding
Source: RefSeq, a predicted model, not a curated record